Xylona heveae TC161 is the source of this 12330-nucleotide messenger RNA. RefSeq names its product putative equisetin synthetase. The record is from RefSeq and is a predicted model, not a curated record. Gene Ontology annotation, molecular function: fatty acid synthase activity; 3-oxoacyl-[acyl-carrier-protein] synthase activity; phosphopantetheine binding. Bases 1 to 12009 code for a protein of 4002 amino acids. Gene Ontology annotation, biological process: fatty acid biosynthetic process; secondary metabolite biosynthetic process. Lineage: Eukaryota; Fungi; Ascomycota; Xylonomycetes; Xylonales; Xylonaceae. The transcript is spliced from 6 exons.
AUGUCGUCUCUUGAGCCCAUUGCUAUUGUUGGAAGCGCUUGCCGCUUUCCAGGAAGCUCGGACACGCCGUCAAAGCUAUGGGAGCUUCUUCGCGAGCCUCGGGAUCUUCUUCGAAAGGUCGAAGCGGGCCGUCGCUUUGACCCCAUGGCCUUUUACAAUAGCGACCCCGAGCACCAUGGAACCACCAACGUCAAGGCUUCAUAUUUUCUCGAUGAAGAUCCGGCAGAAUUCGACAAUGGCUUCUUCAACAUUCAGCCGGCCGAGAGCGAGGCUAUUGAUCCCCAGCAGAGGAUGCUAAUGGAGACCGUCUAUGACUCUCUCUGUGCGGCUGGCCAGACCAUUGAUGGAUUGCGUGGAUCCUCAACCGCAGUCAUUGUUGGCCUCAUGGGUGAUGACUGGAGUGGUGUGCUUUACAAGGAUUGGGAAAACCUUCCACAGUAUAGUGCGACUGGCAUGGGUCGUAGCAUCAUGUCCAACCGUGUUUCUUAUUUUUUCGAUUGGCAUGGUCCAUCCAUUACCCUCGACACGGCUUGUUCAUCAAGCUUAGUUGCUGUCCAUCUGGCUAUCCAAGCCUUGCGCAAUGGAGAGUCUAAAGUGGCCGUCGCUGCGGGAGCUAAUCUUCUUCUCAGCCCUGCCAUGUAUAUUGCCGAAAGCAACCUGCACAUGCUGUCCCCCACUGGGAGAAGCAGGAUGUGGGAUAGAGACGUUGACGGGUACGCUCGGGGAGAGGGUAUUGCCGCCGUCGUGCUGAAACCCCUUACCGCCGCCCUCAAAGACGGCGAUCACAUUGAAUGCAUUAUCCGCGCUACAGGAGUGAACCAGGAUGGAAAGACGCCGGGAUUGACCAUGCCCAGCGCGGCAGCACAAGCUGCGCUCAUCCGCGAAACUUAUGCUCGAGCAGGUCUCGAUCUUGACAAUCCCGAAGAUCGUCCGCAGUUCUUUCAUGCCCAUGGCACUGGAACACCAGCUGGUGACCCGCAAGAAGCAGAGGCCAUAUCUCGAGCUUUCUACCCCAAUGGAGCCUCGGACACUGAUAAAUUGUACGUGGGCUCCAUCAAGACCAUUAUUGGACAUACGGAAGGCACCGCGGGACUGGCUAGUCUCUUGGGCUCGUCACUGGCUCUUCAACAUAAUGUCAUCCCGCCAAACAUGCACUUCAACAACCUUAACCCUAGGAUCGAGCCAUUUUACAGGGGUUUGGAAGUCCCUACCUCAGCAAAACCUUGGCCCAAGCUUCUUCCAGGCCAACCGCGAAGGGCGAGUAUCAACAGCUUUGGAUUCGGCGGCACGAAUGCGCACGCCAUCAUCGAGGCCUACGAACCAUCCACGGCGGCGCCUUCGGCUGGCCCAACAUUCACCCCCUUGACCAUCUCCGCCGCCAGCGAGAAAUCCCUUCGUGCUCUGCUGUCGUCUUACUCUGACUACGUGAAAGCUAAUCCCCAAACUAGCCUGCGGGAUUUUGCCUACACCGUACAGGAGAGGCGCUCCACCCUGGCCUACCGCGCCGCCAUUGCCGCAUCUACGAGGGAGGAAGCAUUGCAAAAGAUUGAGGCUCUCCUCGGUAGCGUCGACGCUCCCGAGCUCACUACCAAACAUUUUGGCAUGUCGUCGCCGCGCAUCCUGGGCGUAUUCACGGGACAGGGUGCGCAAUGGCCACGCAUGGGCGCAAAGCUAGUUGAGGCAUCGCCGCUAGUGUCGAAGCGGCUGGAUGAGCUGGACACGGCUCUGGUCUCGUUGCCAGACAGUGAUCGGCCAGACUGGACCCUGCGGGGGCAACUACUCGCGGGUACAGCGAAGUCCAGGAUUACCGAGGCGGCCCUGUCACAGCCGCUCUGUACAGCCGUACAGAUCCUGCUCGUAGAUCUGCUCCAGUUGGCGGGUAUUCGACUCCACGCUGUUGUUGGUCAUUCUUCCGGUGAGAUUGGAGCAGCGUACGCUGCUGGAUUGCUCUCGGCGAGCAGAGCCAUACGGAUUGCUUACUACCGCGGCCUUUAUGCCAAGCUUGCAAAGUCACCUAACGGCUCCAAGGGUGCCAUGAUGGCUGUGGGCACAUCAUUCGAGGACGCAGCUGACUUUUGCCAACUGGAAAGCUUCGAGGGAAGACUUCAGGUCGCGGCGCGCAAUUCUUCGUCCAGCAUCACGCUUUCUGGGGACGAAGCCGCCGUGGCCGAAGCCAUUGAAAUUUUCAAGGACGAGGGUAAAUUUGCUCGUCAGCUCAAGGUGGACACUGCUUACCAUUCGGCACACAUGCUGCCCUGUUCGGCACCCUAUCUCGCUUCUAUGGAAGCCAUGGACGAUGGACCUGUAACCAACACUUCUGAUAGGCCGAGAUGGCAUUCAAGUGUUUUGGAGGGACAGGUCAUGUCGAAAAGCAACCUAGAUGCGCAGUAUUUUGUAGACAAUAUGACGAAUACGGUGCUCUUUGCGCCGGCUGUGACAGCUGCUACUACUCAAAGUGGGCCAUUCGACUUGGCCUUGGAAAUUGGACCCCAUCCUGCGCUCAAGGGGCCAUGCUUGGACACCUUGGAAGAGUUGACUGGAGACCGCAUUCCGUAUUCCGGAGUACUCUCUAGAGGGAAAGACGACAUCAUUGAGCUAUCGACGGUGCUUGGUUUCGUGUGGUCGUAUCUGGGAGCGGGGUCGGUCACCUUUGAGGAAUUCGAGAGAGCUGUCUCCGGGGCUCUCUCCGGGCGCCAGCUGAUACCAGAUCUCCCCAAAUAUCCAUUUGAUCACUCCAAGUCAUUCUGGACCAUGUCCCGCGUCUCUGGUGCUCAUACGACUACUGUUUAUGAGCCACCGCAUCCCAUUCUGGGUAGGCGUCAGGCUGAACGAGAAACGUCACAUGAGAUUCAAUGGCGUAAUAUCUUGCGCCCAAAGGAGAUAUCAUGGCUCAAAGGCCACAAAAUUCAGGGGCAGAUUGUUUUCCCUGCUGCAGGCUUUGUAGCCAUGGUCGUCGAAGCCAUGAAAUCCAUUGCUAUAAAGUCGAGCAUUGCCCUGGUCACCAUUGAAAACCUCUUCAUCGGUCGGGCCAUUGCUUUUGACGAUGAAAAUUCUAGUGUCGAAUCUCUGUUCAGCGUCAAGGUGGUUCACUCCGGGAAGGACAGUAUCCAGGCCAAUUUCUCCUGCUAUUCCGGUGCUCCCCAUGAACCUGGAACGUCCAUGGGCCUGAACGCUGAGGGUGUAGUUAAUGUGCUGUUGGCAGAGCCAAAGGCUGAUCAACUCCCGUUUCUCGAGACGGAAGACUGGAAUAUGACCGAAAUAGAGGUUGAUCGCUUCUACGACCAGUUCACUAGGCUCGAGUACGAAUACACCCCGCCGUUCCAUGGCAUGCGCUCAAUCAAACGCAAGAAUGGCUACGCCACGGGUACGAUCGAGGAUGAAUCAGGAUCAGACUGGGAAGACCAACUCCUGAUUCACCCAGGAAUGCUGGACACUGCACUUCAGGCCUCUUCGGCAGCUUUCAGUUGCCCUGGAGAUGGACGGAUGUGGGGCUUGUAUAUCCCGGCUGGAAUCCAGCGCAUCACCAUUAACCCAUUUUUCACGUCUCAUGGCAUCGGCAAGCAGGGGACACAUCCCUGGGAAGCUGUCGUCAGGAGCUUCAAAAAUGCUCGCAGCAUCGUCGAUAUUACCAUUUUCUCUGAAGACAAUGCCAACAAUUUCAUCCAGGUGGAGGGUCUAGAGCUGAUGCCUUUCACGGCGGCCCGACCCGAGGACGACACUGUCCAAUUCUCACGAUUCGACUACAAGAUUGAUCGACCCAAUGGUGAUCUCGCCGCGCCUGUCGAUGACGGACUCUCCGCAGAAGAUGUCGAGAAUGCCAUUAAGGCAGAACGAGUCUCGUUCUUCUAUUUGCGCCGCUUGGUCGAGACGAUCACCCCAGAGGAGAAGGCUGAUGCUUUGCCACAUUACCAGCGAUUGCUUGAUUGGGCGACUCAUUCCGUCGACCUUGUGAGGCGCGGAAAGAACCCCUAUGUUCCUUCCAGUUACCAGGCGGAUACAAAAGAGCAGAUCGACGCCAUCCUGGAGAAAUAUCGUGACCGGGUUGAUGUUCGUAUGCUAGAGUCUGUUGGGAAAAACCUCCCAGAGGUCGUGCGUACAGGUUCUAGCAUUCUAGAACAUAUGACUCAAGAUGGUCUAUUUGACUUUUACGAUGAGGGCAUGGGUCUCGAUAUUGCUAAUCGCCAUUUUGCGCGCAUGGCGGCUCAAGUUUCUCACCGCUACCCACAUAUGAAAGUGUUCGAGAUAGGUGCCGGAACAGGCGGAUCCACCAGGCACCUCCUCCCUACUCUUGGCUCCGCGUUUUCUACCUACACUUAUACGGAUAUUUCCAGCGGAUUUUUUGAGGCUGCUGAAGAUCGUUUCAGAGACUAUGCCGGCCGCAUGGUGUUCAAGUCAUUCGACAUGGAGCGGUCUCCGGCAUCUCAAGGGUUUGUUGAGGGAUCUUACGAUCUUGUCCUGGCCUCCAAUGUCUUGCACGCGACGGGCAAGCUGGAGGAAAUGAUGACGAGCGUCCGCCAGCUCUUAAAGCCUGGUGGCUACCUCAUCGCCUUGGAACUCACGAGCAACGACACUCUUCGCGUUGGUCUGCCGAUGGGAAGCUUACCCGGAUGGUGGGUCGGGGCUGAAAGUGGGCGACGUUGGGGACCAACUUUGAGUCUGCCACAAUGGGAUUCCCUGCUGCGAAAGUGUGGUUUCGGCGGUAUUGAAACAAGCACGCCCUUGUUCCAUAAACUUCACCCUUCCUCUGUCUUCGCUGCGCAGGCAGUUGACGACCGGCUCAAUCUUCUUCGGGCUCCAUUGUCGUCCGUGGCCGCUCUCCCUCCAACUGAUGCCCCGCGUCUUGUCAUUGUUGGUGGUGAGACGCUCGCAGCUCACCGCAUCGCAGAGAAACUCGAAAUCCUGCUUGCCCCAAGAUUCAAUUAUAUCGAAUGCGUCGAAUCCUUCGAGAGCCUGGACUCGGAAACGCUCCUGCAUGGAAGCACUGUCAUUUCGAUUACGGAGCUUGAUGAACCUCUUUUUAAGACAAUAACGCCCGGAAAGCUCGAAGCUCUCAAGAUGCUCUGGCGUGACGCGGGCACAGUCUUAUGGGUCACCCGGGGGGCGAGGGCAGAGGAGCCACACUCGUUCAUGACACAUGGUCUUGGGCGUGUCGUGAAAUUCGAGUACCCUAAUAUUUCUUUGCAGGUUCUCGACCUAGACAAACUGAACGACGGGACACCCCAGCUCCUCGUGGAAGAGCUGCUGCGUCUCGAGGUUCUGAAGAAAUGGGAGAAGGAAAUAGCUCCCGGCGAUGAGCUUCUCUGGUCUAUCGAGCCUGAGGUAUACAUCGAGUCCGGUGCUCGCAUCAUCCCGCGCCUCUACCAGUGCGAGCAAGCAAACGAGCGGUACAAUACCUCUCGCCGUGCAGUGGCCAAGAAAGUCAAUUCCCAGGAGACUCCGAUUCUGUUUGCCAGCGAGGGCUCGUCUUACGAGCUUCAAUACCCAUCACCUCUUCGUCUCCCCAUCUCACCGCCUGAACUCGGUUUGACGAAAGCUAUUCGCGUAUCUCAUUUCUUGCUGCAAACGCUCAAGAUCUCAUCCGUUGGUAGCUUGUUUCUCUGUGCGGGCACUGAUGAGUCUACUGGCGAGCAAUUGGUUGGCCUGUCGCAUACAGCGGAGUCACGAACAACGGUUUUGGCUGAGUGGACCACACUCCUCGCAGGUGCCGAUCCAAUCAAGGCGCUGGCGGCUGUCGCUGCUCACAUAACCGCUUCCAACAUUCUUAGGUUGGUGCCCAGCGGAAGCACCGUCGUGGUCCACGAGCCGGACGAGUUGGUUGGCUCCGCUCUGACCGAGCAGUCGCAGCAGACCUCAAUUCGUGUCGUGAUUACUACUUCCCUCAAAGACCGAGUCACUAAGGGCUGGCGCUAUAUUUCCGGAAACUUUCCGCGAAGACUUAUUGAGAAAGCCUUGCCCACUACCCUUUCGGUGUUUGUAGACUUAUCUCAGGCUGUUGGCUCGGCAGAGGUUGGUCAGCUUAUCGCUAGGUGUCUUCCUCAACCAUGCACCACGUACAGCGCCAAACACUUUUACGGCACGACGGCCGAAAUCCAUCCCGGAUCCUCGUCCAGUCAAGUCGCUCAAGUUCUUAAGGCGGCAUGGCUUGUGGGAAAUGAAAAUUGGGGCGAAGUGGGAAAUCCCUCCGUUGUCCAGCUUCAGGAUGUCCCAAAACUCUCAAUUCUCGAGGCGCCCCUUACAAUUGCUGACUGCUCUGACACCGACGUAUCCAUCCACGUUCAGGCGAUUGAUGCUGGAACCAUUUUCCGCGGCGACAAGACCUAUUUUAUGGUCGGCAUGUCAGGACAAGUCGGGCAGUCGCUAUGUCAAUGGAUGGUGGAGCAUGGCGCAAAGUAUGUGGUUCUUACUAGCCGACGGCCGAAAGUCCACCCCGAGUUCAUUCGGUCAGUUGAGGCCAUGGGAGCCACUGUCAGAAUCCUUCCUCUUGAUGUUACAAGCAAAGAAUCUUUGAUCCAGUGUUACGAGGAGAUCUCUAAGACAAUGCCUCCAAUCGCUGGCGUAGCCCAAGGAGCCAUGGUUUUGGAAGACUCUUUGUUCGACAGGAUGUCCUUUGAAGCCCUCACAAAGGUCCUCAAUCCCAAGGUCAUUGGUACGCAGCUCUUGGACGAGCUUUUCUACGAUAUCCAGUUGGACUUUUUCAUCGUCUUCUCUUCCCUGACUGGCGUCGUCGGCAACAGCGGCCAGAGCAACUACAUCGCUGCUAACAUGUUCAUGACUGCCCUCGCCGCCCAGCGCAAGAAGCGCGGCGUAGCCGGAUCCGCCAUCGCCAUCAGUUCCGUGAUGGGCAUCGGCUAUGUGGAGCGAUCUGAGGACUUCACUGGCGACUACUUUGCGAAGCUUGGGUACAGAAACAUCUCAGAGCAGGACUUGCAACAAUUGUUUGCCGAAGCCAUACUUGUAGGUCGCCCAGGUUGCCCCGAAAGUUCGGAGAUCACCACUGGACUGGAGCCCAUAUAUGCCGAUACACACGUCAAGGCACAGUUCCGCGAAGAUAUCAAGUUCAACCACUUCGUCAUGGAACGUCCGGGCACCCAAAACGUGGCCGGGAGACUGUCGGCUUUGCCUGUGCGAGUGCAGCUCGCUGAAACGAAGUCGAAGGCUGAUGCGAUCAGCAUUAUCAAAGACUCCUUUAUUGCACGACUCAAGCGCACGCUAAUGAUCUCGCAAGAUGAUACAGUCAAUGAAAAGGUGUCUCUCGUUGAACAGGGCAUCGACUCCCUAAUGGCUGUAGAGGUCCGCUCGUGGUUCUUGAAAGAGUUGGAAGUCGACAUUCCCGUGCUUAAGAUUCUUGGCGGGGCCUCUAUCACAGAUCUUCUGACCGAAGCUUUGGAACGGGUGCCAACUUCAGUCGUAGACCUGAAUUCGCUAGCAGGUGGCCCAGGGAAAGGCGCGAAGCCCGCCGAACAGACACCGAAGCCAGCCCCUUCACCUCCGCCUGCUCAGGGUCUUCCUCAAGUCCAAGUGAGCUCUGCUGAGAGUUCUUCUGAAAAUCAUAGCUCGUCGGGGGGCAGCCCCUCUCGCCCUGGAACCCCUCUUGAGACACCGAUGACUGAGAUGGAUGAGUUCAUUAACGCCGUCCCCAUCAAUGACAUUGAGAACUUAAAGAGCAAGACCCUCUCAGAAACCAGGACUCUCUUCCCAAUCAGUGAGAAGGUGGAGAUUCCCUUGAUAACGAAUUCUCCGAUGCCUGUAAAUGACACAAGUAAGGUUCAAGGAGAAAUUCCAGAUCUCAGCCAUCUCGCUGAGCAAGAAGAAUCUUGCGCCAUGUCUUAUGGCCAAACGCGGUUCUGGUUCUUAAAUGACUAUCUCGAAGACAAGACGAGUUUUAACAUGACUGUUAUGUUCAAACUCACCGGGAAGAUAAAUGUUCCCCAACUCGCGAGAGCUGUCCAAACCAUUGGCCAGCGGCAUGAAGCAUUGAGGACUCGAUACUUCUGGUCAGGUACAGGGGAGCAGCGGGCUCCCAUGCAGGGCAUUCUUCCUGAAUCGCCCCUCCGUCUGAUUCACAAGCGUCUUGGGUCAGAGGCAGAUGCAUAUGAAGAAUUGAGGAAGAUGCACAACUACAUAUGGGACCUCGGUUCCUGGGAGGCUGCAAAAAUUCAUCUCCUCACUGUCUCGGAUAACAUGCAUUUCUUGCUUGUGAGCGGUCAUCAUAUUUCUUGGGAUGGUUACAGCUUCACUGUCUUAUUUGUCGACCUCGAAGCAGCAUACACUGGAAAGCCAAUGCCGCCACUGGGUCCCGAAUGCCAAUAUCGUGCCUUUUCCAAGUGGCAGAGGGAGACAUACGAGAUGGGUGCUAUGAACAAGACGAUUGAAGAGUUUCGUGGAAUCAUUGAUCCUAACACACCGCCUGUUCCUCCCUUCCCGUUUGCAAAAUCUCAGACUAGACCUGUCCUUGACCGGUUUAUCCAGUUUGAAGCAAAGGCAACACUUCAGGCACCUCUUGUGUCGAAACUCAAGCAGCUUGCUCGGAAACAUCGUGCAACCAUGUUCCACCUCUAUCUCGCCGCUCUACAAGGCCUUGUCCUCCGGCUUCUUCCAGAAACGGACGACUUCUUCCUUGGCGUCGCAGAUGCGAAUCGUAUCGACAAAAACUUCAUGGGAAGUCUUGGCUUCUUCCUUAACCUCCUGCCUGUCCGUUUUACCAGACGUGAGAAGACGAAGAUUAGUGACCUCAUAAAGGACGCUCGCGACAAGGCAUACGGGGCGCUCAAACGUUCCCAUGUCCCAUGGAAUGUGAUCCUCAAAGAACUCAAGAUUCCACGCACAAACACGCAUGCGCCCAUUUACCAGCUCUUUGUGGACUAUCGUCAAGUCUUCCAGGACAGGUCGGUAUGGGGUGGGUGCAAGUUGAGCGACGAAUCGUGGUUGAACGCGCGGAAUGGCUACGACCUCACGCUAGGUAUUACGGAUAACCCUACCGGGGAGUCGUGGCUCUCCAUCCGUCUGACAGCCAACAUGUACACCAUGGCCGGUACAGAGCUGCUGAUGAGAUCCUACGUGAACGUACUCGAGACGUUCGCUAAGGGCGUUGACCUUGAUGCUAGUGAGUUACCGGCUUACGCUCCCAGCGACAUUGAAGCGGCCCUUCAAAUUGGGAAAGGACCACAAAUGAAACUCGAGUGGCCGGCUACCAUUUCUCACCGGAUUGACCAGAUGAUUGAGCGACACGGCUCGGAACCGGCAUUGAAGGAUGGACUUGGCAAUAAUCUCACAUACAAGCAAAUGGGAGACCGCAUCAACGUCAUCGCUGCGGCUCUCACUGCUGCUGGUGCAACCGACGGCUCGCCCAUUGGUGUAUUCCAGGAUCCAUCGUCCGACUGGAUUUGUUCCAUGCUUGCCGCGUUCAGAGUUGGAGCGACGUACAUACCUUUGGAUCUCCGCAACUCGGUCGCCCGGCUCUUCAGCAUCGUGCAAGCCGCACGGCCGACUAUCCUCCUGACCGACUGCAAUACUACAGCCAAGACGGAAACUAUCGGCGCCAGUAAUGCGGUCGAAAUCGUGGUCUCGGAUCUACCGAAUUCUACUGCGACAACUCCGCCCCCGAACAGAGCAAAGCCAGGGUCAACUGCCGUCAUUCUCUUCACAAGCGGCACCACUGGAAAGCCCAAGGGGAUUCUUCUGACCCAUGAGAAUUUGCGAGCAGAAAGUGAGGGCUUCUCCCGGUUCUGCGACAUACCAAACCUGGCAAAAGUGGUCCUGCAGCAGACCAUCUACAGCUUCGACGUCUCUUUGGACCAGAUCUUUGCCGGCCUCGCCGAUGGUGGUUGCCUCGUCAUCGUCCCGGCUGAGAAGAGAGGCGAUCCGCAAUCUAUUACCAAGCUGAUGGCGGAGCAUGGUGUGACAUACACGGUGGCUACGCCAUCCGAGUAUGAGAUGUGGUUUCGAUACGCCCGCGAGAACCUGUCCCGGUGUAAAGCAUGGCGGGCUGCUUUUGGCGGAGGCGAACAUCUCCAUCGUGGACUCAUUCAAGAGUUUGCCGACCUAGCGCUCGAGCUGCCCGGGCUAAGGUUGUUCAACAAUUACGGCCCUACAGAGGCGACGCUCGCGAUUACAAAGGGCGAAGUGAAGCACACUGAUCCGGAUCUGGAGGACCACGUCCCUGCCGGUUACAUUUUGCCAAACUACACGGUCGCUAUCCUUGACGAUCAUCUCCAACCGGUGCCUGUCGGCGUGGCUGGAGAAAUUUGCGCCGGCGGGCCUGGCAUUGCCAAUGGGUACUUGGGCUUGGAAGAGAUGACGAAAGAAAAGUUUCUCCCCGGAUCCAAGAUCCAUCCAUCUGCAGCCAAUAGUGGUGCCUGGUAUCGCACUGGAGACCGCGGUUGCCUUCGCGAGGAUGGCGCAAUUUACUGGCUCGGUCGAAUUGCAGGCGACAAUCAAGUGAAAGUUCGUGGAUUCCGUAUCGAGGUGCAAGAAGUGGAAGUAGUCCUACUCGAAACUGCCAAAGGCGCACUCUCACACGCCGUCGUUACACUGAGAGGUGAGGGAGAGCAGAAGUUCCUGGCUGCUCACGUCGUGUUCGCUCCCGAUUUCCCCCACCAUCGCCGCCAGGAGAUGGUGCAGCAUCUUGAGUCGAGGCUCCCGCUGCCUGCGUACAUGCAGCCGGCUGUCAUCGUCCCUAUUGACGACAUCCCCGUGACGAGCAACUUCAAGUUUGAUCGCAAGGCCAUCCAGGCAAUGCCUCUGCCGGAAGGAUUGCAGGAUACGGCUUUGGUCAUGGAAAUGGAAAAGAAGAUGGCAGAGCUUUGGCGGCGUGUGAUUCCUCAUAACAUUCGAGAGCUCACGCCCGAAACCAACUUCUUCGAUGUGGGAGGGACCUCGAUCCUGCUUGUGAAAUUGCAGGCCCUGGUGAAAGCCGAGCUGAAUUCGGCACCACUUCUGGUCGAUUUGAUGAAUUUCAGCACCCUGGGAGGGAUGGCGAAGAUUGUCAAAGCUUUCACUGGAGCACGUGUCAUUGACUGGGAGACAGAAACCAGUGUGCCAGAGUGUCUGAAUCGACUCGGCAAGGAAAUCUCAUCGCGGCCCAGGAAUAGCUCGAAUCUCACUGUCGUCUUAGCAGGCGCAACAGGCUACCUAGGCCGCCAUCUCCUCCGUCGCCUUAUCGACACCCCACAGGUUGGAGAGAUUCUCUGUCUUGUCCGGGACGAGACCACCGCAUUAGCCUCGCUCUCCUCGCCCAGCGGCAAGGUCAAGUUCGUUCGUGCCGAUCUGUCUCAGCCGAACCUCGGUCUUUCGUCCACCGGAUUGGCUGCUCUUGGAGAGAAGGCAGAUGUAGUCGUCCACUGCGCCGCCAACCGCUCUUUUUUCGACAGCUACGAGACCCUGCGACCCGUCAAUGUCGAGUCCGUCAAAGAGCUCGCCCGGCUUGCUCUCACCAAUAACGCGCUCUUCCACAUAGUCACCUCCGGCGCCGUCCAGGUUUACGAUGGCGCGGCCCCGCGCACAGACGGCAGUGAUGGCUAUGUCGCCAGCAAGUGGGCCGCAGAGACGUUCCUGCGCAAGGCCGCCCGCCUCGGCCUGCAGGUCAAUCUCCACCGGCCGCUUCCUGCUUCGGAAGACGAAAAGGCAUCCUCGGAUGUCACGGCCCCGGCGGUUUUGGACGAGCUGCUAAGCAUUAUCCGCCAGCUCGGCACCAGGCCAGACUUCUCUGCCGUCAGUGGCUAUCUGGACGUAGCUCCAGUAAAUCAGGUGGUGGGCGACAUGGUUGCGUCCAUUACGAGCGCCGGCGGAGAAGCUGGCAGCGUGGAAGUCUUGACGCAUAAUGCCCGCCUCCGGUUGCAUGUCAAGGACUUUGCUGAUUAUGUUGACAAUAAUGAUGAACUCAAGACAUUGCCAAUCACGAACCCCUUGUACUGGUUCGCUGACGCCAAGAAGGCUGGGUUUGGAUACUUUAUGACCUCGCACCAUUUGGUGAUGAGUUCCAAGGAUGGGAAACUAGUUACAAGGCGCUGAUCUAGUAUUGACGGAGCAUGUUUUGGGUCAGGUUUUUUUUGUUUUGUUUUUUAAUUAUUGUUUUUGUUCAUGUUAUUAUCUCUCUUGUACAUAAGAUAUACCUGGCGCACGUGGCAUCGUAUUGGAGAUUCUUUUGUCUUUUGUCUUUGUCUAGCUAUUCUUCUGUACUUAUAUCCCCCAGGUCAUUUCUCGUUUUUCAAGGUCGUCUUAAUUAGGGAGGCUUAAUUUCUUUUCUUCCACCCCAUGAGAACCGCUUCAGCGUGUUUCGCCGUCGAGGAGAUUUUUAUAUUUCUUGACGGAGCUAACAGAUUUUGUUCCCGG